AACUAGCAAGAAUCCAGGCCAGCAAAGUUGCGUCGAACUUUAGCCUCCCCCGGCCGGCCGGUUGCGCUCCGACAGAUGGCAUCGAAGGCCGUCCUCCUCUUGGCGGCCGCCGCGGUCGCGGCGGCGUGCGUGCUCGCCACCUCGGAGGCCAGGCUCGGCAAGCUGGGCCGGCUCGUCAUCACCGGCGUCGUGCCCUGCAACACCGGCAGCCUCAUCGACAUCGCCACCUCGCCCGCGUUCCCGAACGCGGACGUGGAGCUGCGGUGCGCGGGCAAGGUGGUGGCCGGCGCGACCACCAACACCAACGGGUCCUUCGCCAUGGAGCUGGACAUGACGAGCGCGCUGGCGGCAUUCAUCGGCGGGUGCACGCUGGUGGUGGACACGCCGCUCGUCAAGUGCAACGCCGACCUCGCCGACGUCGGGAGCCUCGUCUCCUACCUGCAGGGCCCGCUCACGCGCCUGCUCGGCGGCAUCUUCCACCUCUUCCCCGCCGGCUUCUCCUUCCACGCCCGGCGAAAUUAGUGGGGAUUAUCGUCUCAGCGUGCGUGAUGAUCUCACAUGCAUGUCGUUCUCUCGUCUACUGUCUCUCUAGUUCUCUACCCAACCUGCCUGGGAAUAGUUGCUGUGCUUGUACUCUACACUGCAGUGGAUAUGGUGGUGAUCUCCGUAAGUCAAAAGGUUGUUCGUUGUUGUGGGAGAUACAAACGUUUCUAGGUACAUAUGCUACGCAAGAUUGCCGGUAUUAAGUAACAAGCAAACUAAAUAGUCGGGACAAUUCUCAUACUUAUAUAUAAUUUAAGAACCUUAUUGGCAGCAGUAGUCCUGCUACCUGCUAUUUUUUUUUGUGAUCGUGUCUGAUCACGUUUUUCAUUAAGAGGGUCCUGCUACCUGCUAUUAACCGCAUGUUUUUGGA
Panicum hallii is the source of this 913-nucleotide messenger RNA. Its product is annotated as phylloplanin-like. The coding region runs from base 76 to 522 and encodes 148 amino acids. The transcript is spliced from 2 exons. Lineage: Eukaryota; Viridiplantae; Streptophyta; Magnoliopsida; Poales; Poaceae. The record is from RefSeq and is a predicted model, not a curated record.